Molecule: messenger RNA, 2694 nt
Organism: Sphaerodactylus townsendi
Lineage: Eukaryota; Metazoa; Chordata; Lepidosauria; Squamata; Sphaerodactylidae
Product: probable UDP-sugar transporter protein SLC35A4
Exons: 1
Coding region: 1-972 (323 amino acids)
Biological process (GO): pyrimidine nucleotide-sugar transmembrane transport
Cellular component (GO): Golgi membrane
Molecular function (GO): pyrimidine nucleotide-sugar transmembrane transporter activity
Source: RefSeq, a predicted model, not a curated record
AUGUUCUUUGAGAAAGCUGUUAGUGCCCGACACGCGGUAAGGUCUGCUGCUUCUACAGCACUUAGGAAAGCCCCGUGGGGGCUGAUGCUUCUCCUGUCUGUCAUAAUUUAUGGCUCUCAUGCUCCGCUCUUGACUCUCUGUAAGGACAAUGGGAAGAUCCCAUUCAGUGCCUCAUCUGUGGUGGUUCUGAUUGAGCUGACAAAGCUGGUAUUCUCCUUGGGUUUUCUGCUGAUCUGGGAUUGGAAGCAGCUGAGACUCUCCUUUUCGUGGCAGCACGCGACUCCUUUUGCUCUCUCGGCACUGUUGUACGCGGCCAACAACAACUUGGUGGUCCACAUGCAGCUGUUCAUGGAUCCUAGCACCUACCAAGUGCUGAGCAACUUGAAAAUCGGCAGCACUGCCCUCCUUUACAGCAUGCUCUUGCACCAACGACUCACGCCCCGUAAGUGGGCAGCCCUUCUCCUGCUGACAGCUGCCGGGGCGUUGUAUACCUACGGAGGCCUCCAGGAUGUUCAGCGCUCUCCUGCCUCUGACAUGGAGCUGCACAUCACGCCCGUGGGCCUGCUGCUGAUCUCUCUGUACUGCUUGAUCUCUGGCCUUUCUGCCGUCUACACCGAAGCGAUCUUGAAGUCCCAGGAUCUGCCCCUCAACCUCCAAAACCUGUUUCUUUAUUUUUUUGGUGUUUUGCUGAACGUGGCCCUCCAUCUGUUAAGCGCUCCAGUCACCGGGUUCCUGGAGGGUUUCUCACUGUGGGCGCUGUUGGUUAUUGUCAGCCAAGCCCUGAAUGGUUUGAUCAUGUCUGUGGUCAUGAAGCACAGCAAUAACAUCACGAGACUUUUUGUGAUCUCCUCUUCUGUGAUGGUGAACGCCCUUCUCUCUGUCCUGUUGUUCAGCCUGCACCUCACUGGGUUUUUCUUCCUUUCUGUGCUGCUCAUUGGCUUGGCUGUUCACUUGUAUUAUGGGGCCAGAUAGAUGCAGGGGAGCUGACCCUGUCCUGUCUCAUCCAAAGGUGUCAAUAGUUGUGGGUGUACGAUAGCUUUCCUUUCUUGCACAAUUGCUUCACUUUCUCCUGACCGGCUUAAAGGAACCUCUCUCGUAGUUCUACUGGAGGGGGAGGACGUCUGAAUGGGUGUUUCCCAGCUCGUUCUCAGGGAGACAGGAUGUAGUUUUUCAUCACUUCCUGGGAACCGGCUGGGUGCCCAUCUUGUUCCAGUUUAAAUCCUGUCUCUGCAGGGAGAACAACGUCUGUUUGCAGCUCAGGCUGCAAAACUUCCCUUCUUCUAGAACUCUUCUCUCUGAAUUUGGACAAAAUAUUUAGUAUACUGAGCUUUGGCUCACACCAGAGGUAUCCAACUCUGGAGCUUCAGAUGUUCAUGGACCACAGUUCCAAUUGGCCAUGCCAGCAGGGGCUGAUGGGAAUUGUAGUCCAUGAACACCUGAAGCGCCAGAGUUGGACACCCCUGGCUUACACCAUCCCAUGCUCUAAUCAUGUUUUUAGCUACAGUGCAUGGCGUGAGAAGAUGGCUAUGCGUAAGCUCAGUUUUCCUUGUGCCAUUAUGGAGAGUGACCUGCUUCUGAGGAGGCAGGAGAGGAGAGAACUGUUGAUACAUGAAUGGCGCUCUAAACAUGUCUGGUGCAACAGUACAAGUAGUAAGAGGAUGCAUCUUCCUCAUCUCAGUAUUUUCUUGAAUCUGUCUUUGAAGUAUUUCCUGGGUCUGAUAAGAGAGCUAUCUCCGUAGCUCAUAUUUUUUUACACUUUUGUGUGUGGGACAAGGGAACUUUGUAUUGGAUAGUAUCUGUGCAACCACAUUCAUUUAAGAAAGGGUCAUUUGAGUGAAGUUAGCAACUUAUGCGUGGAGCGCGUCUUGCUUCGACAGGUCAGAAUUCCUGACUUAGCCCAGUGUGGCAACCAAGUGCCUUUUGGAAGUUUUAUUCUGCUGUUCUUAUUGUUGUCGUCUGUUCUUGAAGAAACCCGUCACUGGCAGAGAGCGCCUGAGAAGACUGCGAUGGUUUCAGAUCCCUGUAAUGGAGUAUCUGAAAGCCAGUAGCUCGUUCCUUUCCCUGAAACAUGAUAGACUUUUUUCCAUCAGUGAAUUUGCAGCCCUCCCUGGAUAAACAGUUCCAUAUUCCACCCAUGCUUAUUAUACAUGGCUAAAUUUGCAGAUUGGGGCUCUGAAAACUUCUCUUCGUCAGAAGUGGGACUGCGGUCAUGGGGACUGCUCUAUAAUGCUUCUGUUGUCCCGGAAACAAAGAUCCAUGUCAGAGAUUCUUGCACUUUUCCCUAUUCAUACAGUCCAGCCAGUAUUGAUAUCAACAGCUUUUUCCCCAUUUGUCCAGUUGGGAUCUCCCCUGCCUGUCCGCCAUCUCCUUAGCGAAUGCUGUAGUUUUUCCCUUCUGCUGCUGCCACCUGCUUGCUAUGGAGGGAGGGGGGGUUCUGAGUUAACCAACUUCAUGUACAUGCUACGUGUCAAUAUCCAGGACGGGCAGUGCUGAAUUUUACACUGAGACUUCUCUGGUUCCUUGAUCGUCAUGGUCACAGGUGGGGGAAUGGGCAGUGGCCCUUGUCUACUAAUUCAGAAUUAUGAAAUGUUGGAAAAUCCGUAUAUGUAUAUGCUCAGGUUCAACUAGUAUCAAUUCAGUGUACCAAACGAUGCCUACUCUGGACAGGAAAUAUUAAACUUAAUAUUUUCUUGA